AUGGGACUGAGGACAGACGCAAGAACCACUCGUAAUAUUCCGUGCGACGGGACAAUUGGUUCGAGAUUUUUUUUCUCUCUGGUUGACACAGGAUCGUGUGCAAUCGCCAAUUAUGACUCUCUUCAAUGGAAUUCGACCAUUCUAUCCCCACGACAGAACAGCGUUCAUUUUUGCCAUCACCUUACUCGUGGUUAUCCUGGUAUUCCUGGUGUUUACCCUAACGCUGCUCAUUAUCCUCCCGGGAAUCAGAGGGAAAGGGAGAGUUUACUCCUUCUGCAGAAUUAUUGUAAGCCUUUUUGUUGGAGCUGUUAUUGUAGUGGUGAACUUUACUGGUGACUGGGCAGCUGGAUUUGCCAGGGUGAGCACAAUUUACAAGGCUUUCAGUAAUGAGGCAAUCACUGCAGAAGUGGGACUCAACAUUGGACUGGCAGGAAUUAAUGUGACUCUGAGAGGAAUCCCUGAGAACCAGCUGAAUGAAACCAUAGACUACAACGAGAGCUUUCUAUGGAGAUUUACAAUGAAUUACGAUGAGCAAUAUAACAAUGGGCUUAAUCGAGGGCUUCCACAUCCAAUUUUGUACAUUGCUGAGAAGUUUCAGAGCAAAAGCCCCUGUCUUAUUCAUGACCAGUACAGGUUCUCUGGCCAUUAUGCAACAGCCAUGAUGUGGGUGGCAUUUUGUGCCUGGAUCAUCACUAACAUUCUCUUCUCCAUGCCAACUAUUGUGUACGGAGGCUACAUGGCAUUGGUCACAUCUGCAUUCAUGAUCUUUGGAGUCAUCUCAUUUGCCACUAUACAAAAUGUAUCGCCAUGCAUCAUUCAGUUUGGCCCAACAACACUGAAGACUAAUUUCAGUGUCUCCUUCUGGCUGACAUUAGCAACUGGAUUACCAUGCAACACCUGGCUCACUCAACAGUGUGACAGCUUCACUGGGCAACUCCUGAAGGAUGUCAAAAUUCCACUGCGUACAUGAUUUUUUUUAAAUGACUAUUUUCAUUAGAUUAUUUUGUGAAAUGGCAGGUAGAGCCUUGAGCCAACUCUGUACCAUUGAAAGUGAGCACAAUCAUGUGGAUAAUUUGAUAGCGCAGCCGUUUUGUACCUAUACCUUCUUUUGGAGUAUUUGGAGAAGCAAGUCUUGGAUUAACUGCAACAAUUCAAAGAGGGACAAAUUAUUCAUAAUCAGACUUAACCUUUUUUGUUCUGAAGCUAAAAAAUGCCAAUGUUUAAACAUGUGAAAUCUGGCAAAAAGCCACAAUGAGCAGUAGGAUACAAGAAAUCUGCACUUUAAUAGAUUAGAGUUAGCUAUCUUAGUGAACACUUUACAGUCAUAGAGAUGUACAGCACAGAAAAAGGCCUUUCAGCCCAUUGAAUCACGGCUAGACGAAAACAGCCACCUACCUAUUCUAAUCCCAGUCUCUGGCACUUGGCCCGUAGCCUUGUCUACUUUGUAGUGAGAAUUUUCAAAUCAAGAGCAAAUAUGGUUCAAGUUGUUUUGGCUUUGAUUUGGGAAUUGAGUGAUAAUUACACAUGUAGAUAUGUUUUCUGUAUUUAAAUGAUCAACCCUGUUAACAUCCCAUUGAAACAUGCCAGCUUCUGACAGGGCUGAUCAAGUAGAUUGUGAGAGAUUAUUCCUGUUUGUCUGGAAUCUGAAAUGCAGGGCACCAUCACUGGACAAAGGAUCGAUGUUUUAGGACUGAGAUGAGGCGUUUGUGAUUCUUUGAAUUCUCUAUCCAAGUGAGUUGAGGAUAUUCUAUCACUGACUACAGUUAAGGCUGGGAUACACAAGUUUUUUGAUCUCUCAGGGAUAUGGGACUUGGGCAUGAAAAUGAUGUUAAAGCCUAAGUUCAAAUAUGAUUGUAUUGAAUGGCAGAAGGGCUGAAUGGUCUGUGCCUUUUUAUAUAACAAUCUGCAAAUGCUGUCAGUGAUUUGGCAGAUGAUUUUAACUCCUUGUCAACAUAGUUUUGAGAUGAAUACCUGUUACUGGGCUUCACAAGGAUGUAGACUUACGGGAAAUGUUGGUCUCGAAAUCAAAGGCACACAGCUUUUUAUUUUUCUCUCCAUGGCACAAAAAACUCAAGAAUCUGGUGUCACUUUCUGAUCUCAUUGCGAAAUCAACUCAAGCAUUUGUUGGCCAAAUGAAAUGUAACCUGAUUACUGUGUGAUAAAGCUAAGACUGGAAGAACAAGACUGUGUUUAAUAUGUGAAAGCAGUCAUUUUAAGGAGUCAAAUGUGUACUACUGCUCAUUAUGAGUUGUGGAUUUGUACACACGGGUACGGACAGCUCUUUUGCAAAUAGUCAAGCAAAAUCCUAAACAUGGGAAUGUAUGUAUUUUUUAGUGCAGAUAGGGAGCAAGGAGGUGUCUGCCUAAUUACAAAUAUAGUACCAAAUGAUUUGUUACUGAUGAACAAGUUUUCUUUUAUCUUGGUUUUAAAUUAUUCUUAAUUUCUUAUUUAUUAAAUAAAAUUGAAUGAGAUGCAA
This is a messenger RNA of Chiloscyllium plagiosum (whitespotted bambooshark), 2476 nucleotides long. Lineage: Eukaryota; Metazoa; Chordata; Chondrichthyes; Orectolobiformes; Hemiscylliidae. The record is from RefSeq and is a predicted model, not a curated record.